Messenger RNA from Rhizoctonia solani, 939 nucleotides. RefSeq names its product pectinesterase. The coding region runs from base 1 to 939 and encodes 312 amino acids. Gene Ontology annotation, biological process: cell wall modification. The record is from RefSeq and is a predicted model, not a curated record. The transcript is spliced from 7 exons. NCBI's taxonomy places the organism in Eukaryota, Fungi, Basidiomycota, Agaricomycetes, Cantharellales, Ceratobasidiaceae. Gene Ontology annotation, molecular function: pectinesterase activity.
AUGCGUAGCCUUUCACUCCUUACAUCUGUCCUGGGCUUAGCGGCUUUUGCCUUCGCCGCAUCGUUGCCCCCCGCCGGAGCCAUUACGGUAGGGAGCAAAGGUAAAUACAAAACUCUCGCAGAAGCCCUCAAAGAUACCAGCAGCAAUACAUACUUUGUUUAUUCGGGUACUUACACCGGCCAGACCAUAGUCACUCGCGCCAAUAUCAAGAUUUAUGGUCAGACGAACGAUGCACAAGCGUAUGGUUCCAACACCGUGACGUUUACUGACAACAAACCUGCUUCGACGACCGGUGGUGACGAACAAAGUGCUACCAUUCGUGUGCAGGCAACUGGUGUCAGUUUCUACAACUUGAACAUCGUUAAUUCGUACGGUAAACCGGCAGUUCAGUCUCAGGCCAUUGCUCUAUCCGUUGAGCAAGGCAAAUUUGCUUGCUAUGCUUGUCAACUUAAAGGCUAUCAAGAUACCCUGCUAUCUCAAGCUGGGGCACAGUUCUAUGGCAAGAGUUAUAUUGAAGGCGCCGUUGAUUUUAUAUUUGGGCAGCAUGCCUCUAUUUGGAUCACCAAGUCUACUAUCAAAUCCAUUGGUAACGGAUGCAUCACGGCGUCUGGUCGUUCGUCUGCCGACAGCAACUACUACGUUAUCGACAGCUCCACCAUCGAAGGGACUGGGACUGUAUACCUUGGCCGACCCUGGAGCAAUUAUGCCCGAGUGAUCUUCCAGAACAAUAACAUCGGCUCCGAAGUUGUAGCCGCUGGUUGGCAGGAGUGGAGCACUGCCACUCCUAAUACUGAUCAUGUUCUAUUCGGGGAGUAUAACAACAAGGGCGCGGGUGCUUGGCGCAAUGGCCGUGCGCGCUUUGCGACAAAGCUGUCCGCUGGGGUGUCGAUCACUACCGUUUUGGGUAGCACUAGCUGGAUUGAUUCUGCUUAUAUGUAG